CACAGGCACGUACAGACACACAUACACACAGAUACAUGUACAUACACAUAAAUACACACGCACAUACCCACAGACACAUGUACAUACAUACACAGACACAUGUACACACAGACACAUGUACAUACAUACACACAAACACACACACAUACAUGUACAUACACGCAGACAAACGUACAGAUACACACAUGUACAUACACACAAACACAUGUACAUGCAUACACAGACACACACAAACACACACACCCAAAAAAGUUGCAGUACUUCGUUGUUCACUCACAGAGAUGAGUACUGCACUCUCUAGGGGGAGACAGAGAGCACAGCACGCACUCCUUCCUUUGCUUUCACUGAGCUCAGCUUUUGAG
Molecule: messenger RNA, 362 nt
Organism: Staurois parvus
Lineage: Eukaryota; Metazoa; Chordata; Amphibia; Anura; Ranidae
Source: the annotation of a GenBank genome assembly